ACAUCCCAGGCCUUUACCAUGAAGAACUGUGCGCUGUUGUCGCUUUUGUUAGCAUUGGGGUGUGUGCACGCCGCACCGGUGGAGCACGAUGGCUUGGAGCCGGGGUCAUGCGAAGACCCGUCAGCAGUGGCUGCUGCAGAACAGGCUAUGAACAAGAUCAACCAGGACCGGCACGAAGGCUACAUCUUAAGACUGCACCACCUGUCCAACGUGCACAUGGCGAAACAUGGCGAGGUUGGUGUGGUUUACUACCUGACUCUGGAUGUUGUGGAGACCAACUGCAGUGUUCUCAGCAGGCAUCACUUGCACAACUGUGUUGCUCGUCCCACCGAAGACACACCGGUGUAUGGACAGUGCAAAGCCGCCAUCUACAUUAGCAAGGUGCACAGAGUGGUGCGUCUCUACAAAUACGACUGUGAAAUCAGACCAGUUCCUGCAGCCAGGGUGUCUGAGGUUUGUCCUGACUGUCCCUCUCUGAUCGCCUUGGACAACGCUGAGGUUCAGAAGACCGUGUCUCACUCUCUGGCGAAGUUUAAUGAGGAGAGCAAUCUGGCCAAUCAUUUCGCUCUGCUCCACGUCACCCGUGCUACCUUAGGGAUGGGCAUAUCGGCGAUUUACAAUGUAGAGUACACCAUCCAGGAGACCACCUGCACCAAGAGCACAAAGACAGCGACUGAUAAGUGCCCCCCCAUGGACUGCGAGUUCGCUCACAAGGGCUUUUGCAAGGCAGCCCAUUUCCAUACUCCCGCUAAUGAUGAAGAGAUCAGUGUAGAUUGUGAGAUCUAUGAGCCUGAGGCCGCCGAGAGAGAGAAGAAACUGCACCUGGAGGGCGGAGAAACUGACCACAGCCACAAUGACACGCACACACAUAGCCACGACAGUGACCACGCACAUGCGGCCGACGCUACACACGCGCACGACCACACGCACGACCACACCAAGAGCCACACUCACGAGGAGGACACCCACGCGCACGCUAACCACAGCGACAACCACCACCACACUCACGACCACGAACCAGGUAGCGCACACAGGCAUGCUCACGAUCACUCCCACGACCACGGGCACGGCCAUGAUCACGUGCACGCUCAUCACGCCAAAGCACACAACCACAGCGGCGACUCACCCGACCACCACCAUGACUACAAGCACGCCGAUGGCGUUCACUCCCACGACCACGAUCACGAGCACGCUCUGGACCACGACCACAAGCACGCUCACCUGCACGAGCACGAGCACCACCACCAUCACCACGCCCACGACCACGAGACCGCGGCCCACGACCACCCAAAGGGCUCCGUGAGGAUCCUGCCCGCCUUGGACCAGCCCGUGACCCUGCCUUCCUUCCCUGAUGUCCCCGCCGCCGGGCCCGAGCAUGGAGUCGUCCUGCCCCUCAAGCCCGAUCCCCAAAUCCCCGGAGAGACAGAACCCACCAUCGAGUCCUUCCCCACCUCAGUCUCAGCCCACUGCACCCACCACGGGGCAGACACCACCCUGGUGGAGAAACUCUUCAAUGAGGAUCCCUUGUUCAAGCCAGCUGCAUAAGGUGGCCCAUGGAGUUCAGUUAGAAACUGAAUGAAUCUUAGUAAAGACAGUUAAACUCCAUUUAGCUUUUGACACGCCUGCAUUUGACAGAUGAUAGGCAAUGUAACACAUCUUGACUGCUUCCCUGGGUCAUUCUUGGGCAAAAUGGCGGUUUAUCACAAGCACGUAACAUGUAAACUUUCCUCUCUCUCUCUCUACACUUCCGCCCACUAAUAAACACUACAUUCACAACAUCGACCUGUUUUUUCUUUUCAUUUUCUCUGUUGCUGGGAAACUGGUCAUAAAUGAUUGAAUAAUAAUGACAAAAACUGACCACAGCAUGUCCAUAUUCACAAGGAGGAACCAUCUUCCACAGUGUAGACCUUCAGAUUGUCACAGUCACUGUUCAAUUGAGCCAGCAAACAUUUUCUAUAUGUUUGUAUGUUUCUAUGCUUUUGCUGCACAAAAUAAUAAAGAAUACCACCAGUACUCAUCCAGUGUUUUUGUAGUGACCAAGACCAAGGUAUUCAAUUUUGUCUUGUUUCAAUACACUUGUCCCCAACCCCCACGACCGACUCUCCCCGUGUUUCCUUUCACCGAUCUCACUACUAUUACAAACAACACGCCAUGAAAAUCUUCUUUAAGAAGCUUGUGGUUACGUGAAAAGCAGCAGAUGGAUUUUCUGACCAAUGCAUUACUAUUAGAGAAGUGGCUGUUUUAUGAGUUCGCUGACACGAC
Messenger RNA from Xiphias gladius (swordfish), 2262 nucleotides. RefSeq names its product fetuin B (gene fetub). The coding region runs from base 19 to 1545 and encodes 508 amino acids. The record is from RefSeq and is a predicted model, not a curated record. The transcript has 7 exons. Gene Ontology annotation, molecular function: cysteine-type endopeptidase inhibitor activity. Gene Ontology annotation, cellular component: extracellular region. NCBI's taxonomy places the organism in Eukaryota, Metazoa, Chordata, Actinopteri, Istiophoriformes, Xiphiidae. Gene Ontology annotation, biological process: negative regulation of endopeptidase activity.